Venustampulla echinocandica is the source of this 2700-nucleotide messenger RNA. RefSeq names its product Ypt of gyp1p. Bases 1 to 2700 code for a protein of 899 amino acids. The record is from RefSeq and is a predicted model, not a curated record. NCBI's taxonomy places the organism in Eukaryota, Fungi, Ascomycota, Leotiomycetes, Helotiales, Pleuroascaceae. The transcript is spliced from 5 exons.
AUGGCGGACCACGAGCACGGCGAGCCGGUAGAACCUGGGUCUCCCAGAGACACAAGGGAAUCUACUGCGGAGACCUCUGAUCAUGAAAAUGACACGUUCGAGGAUGCCAACGAUACCGCAGAAAUUAACUCGGCGAAGAUGGCAACUGUAGUAAAGACACGAUCUCUCACUAAACGGCGAUCAUCCUCCGUCAAGAGCACCGCACAAGACUCGAUCACCGAAGCUCCCCCAGUCCCCGAUAUCCCUGACAUGGAAGCGAACGGCGAUGCAAAAAAUGUUGAAGGAGACUCCGCACAACCCAAAUCUCCUCUCCUAACUUCUCGCCGCCUUUCGACAAGCUCCCUCGAUAAUGUCAGCCUUGAUGAGGAUGGGACAGCAGCGAAACCUGCCACUCCUCCUAAAGAUGUGGCAGAAGAUUCAAAGCCGCCCGACGUCCCCCCAAAGAAGUCAUCCUUUCAAGGGUUAUCUGGUGUGCUCCCAUCAGGACCUUGGUCUCCUCCUCCUCAAGCUCCUUCAGCUUCGAUGAUGCAUGGUGGCCCGCCCCCGCCCCCGUCAAGGAAAUUAACAAGUCCCUUCUCCUGGCUCUCACGGAAUUCAUCAUCAGCUCCCAAGGAACCGGUGACGUCUCCACUACCGCCCUCCAUCAACACGAACGAACGAAGAAACACUGGGUCAUCAAUCGCGACAGUUGCCAGCAAUCCCGAGAUGAUGCUAAGCAAAUUGGAAGAAGGGGACGAGUCGGACAGCGCGAAUGGGAAUACGAAACCUGUACGACACAGCUUAAGAGACCGCUUCAAGCUCGUAAGGAUGCGCGAAGAGGCAGGCAUAACUGGUUUAGGAGAGGAAGAUAAGAGUGGAAGCGCAUUAGCCGGACUAGUCCAACGGGGUAGCCAAAGCACAAUAUCAGAGGAUCGUGAUGGACCCCUCGUUGCGCCAUCUCCCUCCACGCCAAAUCAUCCCACGAGUCCAAAUCCAGCCACCGCCAACCCGGCUCUAGCCCCAGGGACUGCGUCGGGUAUAUCUGCCGGCCCUUCUGCAAUGAGCGACCCAUCCGCACCUGUUGAUUGGGAUCUGUGGCAGUCGGUCGUAUAUGAAGGUCCAGCAGCAGUGGCUAGAACAAGCGCGGAGGAGUUAAAUAGAGCUAUAGCGACCGGUAUCCCACAUGCUAUACGCGGCGUGGUAUGGCAGGUACUUGCUCAGAGCAAAAAUGAAGACUUAGAGACCGUGUACCGGGAUCUCGUGGUACGGGGCACGGAUAAGGAAAAGGAUAGGAUGAGUGCAUCGAGCGGGGCUGCGAGCAUGGCCAACAGUACAGCCUCUGUCAAUGGCAAGGAAAAGGACGAAGUGGCAUCAUCAGCAUCGUCAAUCCAUUCGGAUCAAUCUGCGCCGGUACAGACCCAGCUAAAUGGGUUGAGAUCCCCUAGCCCGCCGAAGGAUCCAGAUGCCCUAUCAAAGGCGCAGGCCGCUUCGAUGGCACAAAAGAAGUUAAAAGCCAAAGCGGAUGCGGCUGCAAUUCAUAAACUUGAGAAGGCAAUCCGGCGGGAUCUAGGGGCACGAACGAGUUAUUCCAAAUUUGCUGCAGCCUCUGGGUUGCAGGAGGGCCUCUUUGGGUUGUGCAAGGCUUACGCGCUCUUCGAUGAAGGCGUUGGAUACGCCCAGGGCAUGAAUUUCCUGGCCAUGCCUCUACUCUUUAACAUGCCGGAAGAAGAAGCUUUCUGUCUGCUAGUGCGGCUGAUGAACCAAUAUCACUUGCGAGAUUUAUUUAUUCAGGACAUGCCCGGCCUACACAUGCACCUCUAUCAGUUUGAGCGAUUAUUAGAAGAUUUUGAGCCGGCUCUAUACUGCCAUCUCCACCGUCGCCAAGUCACACCACACUUAUACGCCACGCAAUGGUUCCUAACGCUUUUCGCUUACCGGUUUCCCCUGCAACUAGUUCUUAGAAUAUACGAUCUCAUUCUCAGUGAAGGACUGGCAGCCAUUCUGAAAUUUGGAAUCGUCCUUAUGCAAAAGAAUGCCCAGGCAUUACUUGCCAUGAAUGAUAUGGUCGCACUCACGUCAUUUUUGAAAGAUCGGGUAUUCGAUGUGUACAUCGACCAGGCGCCAUCCGCAGGGUCAAUUCUUGAAUCGGGAUUCUUUGGUAGCUCAGGUGCGAGCAUCGAUAAGGAGGUCUACCGAGCAGAUCACCUGAUCCAGGAUGCAUGUGCCGUUAAAAUCACGCCAGAGUUGCUCAAAACCUACUCCACUGAAUGGGAAGAAAAGAACCGGUUGGAGAAAGAGCGCGAGCUGGAACUUGAGACGCUAAAGGCGUCAAAUCACGCAUUUAGUCUUAAGAUACGAAGACUGGAAGAGAGAGUGCAAGAUCAUGAUACAGAGCAUGCAGCUCUUGCGACCGAGCUAGUCCGAACGAAGGUCGACGAUGAGGAAUUAAGGGAUGAGAAUGAGUCGCUGAAGGGACAGGUCCAAGAGCUUCGAAUCGUAGUCCAGAAACAACCCGAGGAGGUUGAAGAGCGGCUGAAGAGCGAGAUGGAGCGUCUGAUGAAGAGAAACCAAGAAGUCCACGAGGAGAACACCAAACUGGAAGAGGAGAUGAGCGAGAUGGAGAAGACUCUUGUGGAGACUAAGAUGAUGUACGCAGAGAUCAACUCCCAGUACGAGGCUCUUACUCGGAAAUGGACCGAUCUCCGAAAAGCACUCGAUUGA